Messenger RNA from Populus trichocarpa (black cottonwood), 1095 nucleotides. RefSeq lists its product as uncharacterized. NCBI's taxonomy places the organism in Eukaryota, Viridiplantae, Streptophyta, Magnoliopsida, Malpighiales, Salicaceae. Bases 1 to 1095 code for a protein of 364 amino acids. The record is from RefSeq and is a predicted model, not a curated record. The transcript is spliced from 3 exons.
AUGGAGAGCCAUAAGCAACCAACUCCACUAGGAAACAAUCCUACGAUCGCACAGAUGAAGUUUUUUAAUGAAGAAAAGGCAAAGCGAUUCAAAGCUCUUACCUGUCUUCAUAAUGCUGUUAGUGAAGACAUUUUCACAAGGAUCAUGGCGUGUAAAUCUGCCAAGGAAACAUGGGAUAAAUUAAAAGCAGAAUUUCAUGGUGAUGAGAAGUCAAGGAAGAUGCAGAUUUUAAAUCUUAGAAGGCAGUUUGAAGGUUUACAGAUGAAAGAAAAUGAAACCAUCAAAGACUUCUCUUCUCAAAUUUCAAAACUUGUGAAUCAAGUGAGACUUUUGGGAGAAGAUUUUCCAGAUUCAAGAAUAGUAGAGAAAGUUCUGGUAAGUCUACCAGAAAAAUUUGAACAUAAAAUUUGCUCUUUAGAAGAUUCUAAAGAUUUCUCUGAAAUGAACCUGCAAGAACUGGUAAAUGCAUUGCAAGCUGUGGAGCAAAGGCAAGCUUAUAGACAAGAAGGAUCAAGUGAAGAAGCUCUUGUUACAGUUUACAAGGAGAAGAGUCGGGAGAUGUGUAACACAGCAAAGGCAAACGACUCAUCAUGGCUCAUUGAUAGUGGCUGCACUAACCACAUGACAGCAGAUUUGAGCUUAUUCAGAGACUUGGAUAAAAGCUAUCUAUCUAGAGUCAGAAUUGGCAAUGGAGACUAUGUGAAGGUUGAAGGAAAAGGAGCAAUUGAAGUAGAAACAUUGUCAGAUAAAAAUAGAGUGCUACUACUUUCUGCAAAAAUGAUGAACAGAAGUUUUAAUGUUGAUUGGAGAGAAGUAUGUUUGAGUGCUAACACUUAUGAGAACAAUGAAUCUGUUCUUUGGCACAAACGGUUGGGGCACUUCAAUUAUGCAACUUUAAAGAGAAUGGGUGAUCUGCAGAUGACUCAUGGUUUACCAAAUAUACAAGAACAAAAGAGUAUUUGGCACAAACGAUUGGGGCACUUCAAUGAAUCUGUUCUUUGGCACAAACGGUUGGGGCACUUCAAUUAUGCAACUUUAAAGAGAAUGGGUGACCUGCAGAUGACUCACGGUUUACCAGAUAUACAGGAACAAUAG